Messenger RNA from Pseudophryne corroboree (corroboree frog), 1065 nucleotides. Its product is annotated as oocyte zinc finger protein XlCOF29-like. The record is from RefSeq and is a predicted model, not a curated record. Lineage: Eukaryota; Metazoa; Chordata; Amphibia; Anura; Myobatrachidae. The coding region runs from base 273 to 1061 and encodes 262 amino acids. The transcript has 5 exons.
UCCCUUGCCUGUCUCCUGCCGCCUUUCUCCUGCAACCUUUCCCCUGCUUGGCUCCUGCCGCUUUUCCAGGAGACCCUGUCCCUUCACAGUGUACUGAACAUCAGCUAAUUGUGACUCCACCCACAAUAGCGCUACACUCUAGAUCAGGCCCACUAUGCAGUACAGCCUUAUGGGGCUGGGUCACAGGAACCUCGGAGACACUGACCAGGACUCUAUGGCUGUGGGGAAAUAGGAGACUUAAUGACCACUCUAUUCCAUAUUUACUAUGUUACAUGUGCAAUAUGUUUUAUGUAUUAUAUUUAUUCCAAAGAACUCCAGCUGUGAGGAACGGAGUCUUUAUUACACAUCACACCUUCUGUAUUCUCUCUAAUUCAUCAAGGAUGGACAAAGACAGGAGUCACAGGACUGAGAGGAUAAUAAAUAUCACCCUGGAGAUCAUUUACCUGCUGACUGGGGAGGAUUACACAGUAGUGAAGAAGACAUCCAAUGAGUGUGAGAUACUCAACAGCCAUCCCUGUGUGUCAGGAGGUCUGAGUAGAACCCAGAGCCACAUCCCAGUGCCUCCACCUGACUCACUAAUACAUGAGAGACCCAAUGACCAAAAGAUCCUGGAACUCACCAACAAGAUCAUUCAGCUGCUGACUGGAGAGGAGGGGGAGUAUAUAGAGGAACACAGGGGUCUGUACAAGGACGUGAUGAUGGAGAAUCACCGGCCCCUCACAUCUCUGGAUAAGAGGAGACUGUCAUGUAUUGUACAGGGGAGAGCAGAAGGACCCAGUAACCGAGAUAUCUCAGAGAGAUGUCCCCGUCCUCUGUAUACCCAGGACUGUACAGAGGAGUAUCACAGGAUCCCACAGGAGGAUCAGGGUGAAGCCCAAUUAAAUAAUAUUAAAAUCAAAGAUACAGAGGGAGAAGAAGAGACGUAUGUGACUGAUAUAAAGGCAGAAGAUAUAGAGGGAGAAGAAGAGACGUAUGUGACUGAUAUAAAGGCAAAAGACAUAGAUGGAGAAGAAGAGACAUAUGUGACUGAUAUAAAGGCAGAAGAUAUAGAGGGAGAAUAAGAGA